This is a messenger RNA of Rhipicephalus sanguineus (brown dog tick), 632 nucleotides long. RefSeq lists its product as uncharacterized. The record is from RefSeq and is a predicted model, not a curated record. The transcript is spliced from 7 exons. The coding region runs from base 11 to 454 and encodes 147 amino acids. Lineage: Eukaryota; Metazoa; Arthropoda; Arachnida; Ixodida; Ixodidae.
UGCCGACAGGAUGGCGCAUUCAUUUAAGAUUGUGGUGUUGCUGGUUAUGCUACAGCUUUCGGGCAUUUCAAGCAAGUGGGUUUUGCAGCUGCUUACAAGUGAUCAGAGGGCCGAGAAGCAGCUUUUCAGUUUUAAGGCACCGUGUUCAACAGAACCAGCGAUGUGUCCAAGACGUUUCUUCAUUACCUACGGUUUGCUGAGCUUCUUCGCUGUGAUGACCUCAGGACUGUUGUGGAGAGGCUUGAGGCCAAAGGAUCCAGUUGAACCAUUAUGCGAAAAAACGCACUGUCCCCUUGGAAACCAGCUUGCCUGCUUGAUAAUGGAUGGGGUUGUGUACACAGAAUGCAUCUCGCAGUGGAGCUCCUGCGUCUUAUAUUGGCUGCCAAAAUGCUGGCCCAAGAGGCGUUGGCCAAGAUGCAAACUUACAAGAUAUGGAUGCGCGUGUCGGUGUUGAGACAGAAAAGCCUUUUAACACCGUGGACAGCUGAACGGCAAAUUACAUUUCCUCUAAAUGUGCACAGCUUUCUAAUAAAUAACUUGUGCACGUUCUUUUUCUUGGAAAAAAAAAUAUGCAGCGCUUCGCUACGAAUGAAGAUGUGAAUACCGGAAUGGCUCCAAACAAGAUAAAGCAA